UUUACGUAUUUAUGUCAUAAAAUAUAUCAUUCAAAUAUAAUGAAAAUAAAUUAUAACACAAUUUAUAAGAUAUAAGUUUUAUAUUAUAGGAUAUAAAUGUAAAUAGAGAAGAUGUAAAUAAUUUUUUCAUAUAAACAUAUAUAUAUAUUAUAUAUGCGCAGAAUGUAAAAUAUAACGUGCGCAUAUAUAUAUAUAUAUAUAUAUAAAACACUUGUAUAAGAAAUAUGAAAAAUGGCGUCCGCGUUAGAAAAUUUGGAAACACAAUUAGAGCUUUUUAUUGAAAAUGUUAGACAAAUACGUAUUAUAGUGAGUGAUUUUCAACCUCAAGGACAAAAUGUAUUGAAUCAAAAAAUUCAAGGUUUAGUAAAUGGCUUACAAGAAAUAGAUAAACUUAAAUCUCAAGUUCAAGAUGUUCAUGUACCUUUGGAAGUUUUCGAUUAUAUUGAUCAAGGAAGAAAUCCACAAUUAUAUACUAAGGAUUGUAUAGAAAAAGCAUUAACUAAAAAUGAACAAGUAAAAGGAAAAAUCGAUGCUUAUAGGAAAUUUAAAGCAAAUAUGCUUGUAGAAUUAACUAGAGUUUUUCCACAAGAAUUAGCAAAAUAUAGAGCAAUACGUGGAGAUGAAUGAACUGAAUAUAAAACAAAUUAUCUAAAUCAAUGCAAUAUUUUUUUGUUAAUUUUUUUAUUGUAUUUUAAUCACUUAUAUAAUAAAUAUUUAUUAAACAAACAAAUUUUUAUUAUAUAUGUCCUAUGAACAUACAUUAUUGUGAUAAAUUGUAAUAUAAAUUGUAAUUUAGAUUAUGCAAUAAAAUAUAAUAAAAUAAUUAAAAUAAAA
Messenger RNA from Apis cerana (Asiatic honeybee), 834 nucleotides. RefSeq names its product mediator complex subunit 10 (gene MED10). Gene Ontology annotation, molecular function: transcription coregulator activity. The record is from RefSeq and is a predicted model, not a curated record. Gene Ontology annotation, cellular component: mediator complex. Gene Ontology annotation, biological process: regulation of transcription by RNA polymerase II. Lineage: Eukaryota; Metazoa; Arthropoda; Insecta; Hymenoptera; Apidae.